Molecule: messenger RNA, 4888 nt
Organism: Amoebophrya sp. A25
Lineage: Eukaryota; Dinophyceae; Syndiniales; Amoebophryaceae
Source: the annotation of a GenBank genome assembly
UAUCUAAUCUACCUAUCUCUGCUCCAUUUCUGUGUCUCUCGUGUGCCACUUAUUGCUCUCUAAGGCAUUGAUAAAAUAACCAAUGAAUUAGCCCACUCGUUGGAGCCGACGCAGAUCUUGUGCGAGAAUGAAUGAAUGAAUGAAUGAAUGAAUACUGUAAGAGAUUUUCCUCUUUGUCGUGUCGACUGAGUAAGAAAUCUUAAUUGAAGAAAGCGAGUAGUGUAGUACCAAUAUUCUUUUCUUGGAACUAGCAAGGGGACCUCCUUCACGAUGUCGAGGUCGCCCACGACCGCUGUGUCGCCGGCUGAGGCAGCUGAAGCAAAGGUCAGGUUCGUGAAAUUUUUUCAAGAGGCGGCACUCUGUCGUGGUCUUGGUCCCAAUGAGGCGGCGCAGGGGGCAAUCGCUGCAACAAAAGCCAAGCGCGACCCACCCGCUCUCUUUAAAGGCGCUAUGGUACCGGAUAGCGAGGCGACAGUGGAGAGAGCGCUGCAGAGGUAAUUUAAACAUAGAAUCGUUGUCCAGCAUUAAAUUUACUUUUACUAGUACUGUAAAGGAGAAUCGCAAUAUAUGUUGCUUGACAAGAGUAUAAUGUUUACAUUUUCAAACAAUUAUCCUUUUUCUCACUAGUCCCGCAAGUUGCAGUGAGGAGCACUGGCGGAAACUGGGGUACCUUUUUGGUGACGUUUUCUAUGCGAAUUCGUUAUUACUUCCUAAGACUGCACGACCAACGAAGAGCGACCCGUGUCUGGAUAUCGACGCUUUGCGGAAGUUGUACGACAACAUCGAAAACAGCGCAACCUCGUCAGGCGAUGUCGAGAUGAAAGAUGCGGACGAGGAACAAAGUAGCCCUUCGAAAAGGGAAAAGACUAGCGAUGCGAUGGAGGUGGAUCAAGAAACUGGCUUUGCUGCUGCUGCUGCUGGAACAUCGUCUUCUAGUUGUACGACUGCAGCUUCGUGUGGUUCAUCCGUUAAGAAGUUUUCUCCCUCAGAGGAAAUUCUGAAGCAAUUAGGAGACCUGUGUGCUGACGUUUGCCGCGAGAUGGAGAAAUUGCGUAGUGCUAAGUCGGCAGCAUCCUCUCCAGCGUCGUCAUCCCCUCAACAAGUGUCAACUCCUGCUGCUGCGGCCGCUGCUACUGGAGGGAGUUUUACCUCGGGAGGCUCUUCCUCCUCCACAGCACCGACAAGCAGCGACGCAACAACUGCAGGCACUACAGGGAUUGCUGCUGCAACUCCCGGCGGCGCGUCUUCACUAUCAUCUUCGCAAGAGAACGAGGAAGCCCUGAUGGAGGGACCUGCGAGUCUGAGGUUCUGCCUGUUCGCGCUCUUUCAUCCUGCCUUGGAGGAUCCGGAUCGAUACCAGGAUGUGCACCGCUUAUUUCGCUGCUUCAGGCCAUUGAGCGAACAGGCUAGGGAUAUACUGGCAAGAUGGCUUUCGCGACUUGACGUGGAGCUCUUGCGAGGGACCUUGCAGACGCUGCAUCAGUAUUAUUGAAUAUCAAUGUUUUAUAUCUUUAUGCUAGUGUUGUUGUAGCUGCACCUCUUCGGCGGAAAGGGCGCGAUAGUUCUGAAUGUUGUGCUACUUACACGCUUCAUUUGCGCGUGCUUGUUUAUCUAUCUUUUACUCAUGUUCAUUUCUCGUACCUACGUAAAUUGACUACAACACGUAGUACGCACUUCCGCUUUCUCCACCGUUUGUUGUACUUACACGCAGGUACAUAUCCAUAACUUUUUUGGAUGCGUACCAUGGGAGCGGAGAGGAGAUGGAAAGUGCGGCCGAGCAUGUUUUUGAUUUGUUCGUCGCGACAACAUCCCAACUGUGCAAAAACGCGUUGGCUGCUAUGGAUGCGCUCUUUCGGGCCAACCAGAUCCGAAUUGCACUAAGAAGACAGCUCCGCAAAGAAGAAAUGGUGAAAGGCACAGCGGCAAUGAUGGUCACUGAUAGUGUUAAGGCUUGCUCGUGUCUAAUCCGUCUUUUUGUUGACAAACUGACAUCCUGCAAGGACGGUCUCUCAACGGGAAAAUGGGUCCAUGAUGGUUAAUGUAUCCCAAGAUUGAUAACUGAGACGAACUCACGCUAAUAGUGGAGGAGGCGGCGGAAAGACGCCUGAGCGUUCGACCUCGAGGCAUACCGCAGCUCUGUCGGACAAAUUCGAUGAAGCAGAUGUGGAAUUUUUCAGAAAAAAGUUCGUGUCUAGUGCAUUGCUAGAGGUGUUGAAGCCCGAAGAGUUUCGGAAUGAUGCCAUGAACGAUGCCGACCUUAUUCUACGGCACGAUUACCAGUACACGCUUUACUACGACUUCAUCGAGUCGGAAAAUAGCGGAAGCAAGGGCUUGAGCAAGUUAGCUGUGCCGAAAAACAUCGAGGAAAUACGCCAGAAAAGCUGCAAAAAUACCUACACGUUUGGUACUUCCAUGCUUUUAGUUAUAUGCGCUAGUCAAUAAAGCAAGUGUCGUAAAUCUUAUAAUAUCAAAGAGUUAGACCCGAAACUCUCUGUAUCUGACUAUAUCAACAUAACAACUGCAAGGUCUCCUUGAGUAUAACUUCUGCUUGGAUGCGAACAGUAAAUGCCGCUUUUUGAUGAUAAAUACGGCUGACCAGCAGCGACAGGAGACCCGACAGGAGAUUCUAGCACAGGUUAUGCAGGGCCAGAGAAGAGUGAAUCCGUAUUUCGUCCUCAAAGUUCGUCGCGACAAUCUGAUACAAGAUACCCUUCAAAAUCUCGCAUCGCAGCCACCAAGCAAUUUCAGGAAAACUUUAAAAGUCGUCUUCGAGGGUGAGCAAGGGGUGGAUGAAGGUACCUACUAUGGUUUUUGAGGAAAGUGCCUUUAAUUAUUUGCAAUUAGAAGUAGAAUUUCUUUUAUCCGGUAUAUUCUAGAAAGUCAGUCUUGAUGAUGGUUUUAGUUUUCAACAUUGAUUUUUAGAAGAUAGAACAUCAGAAGUCCUCUGUGGUAGCAUGAGUAUAUGAGAUGAGCGACCUUUUCACUAAUGUGACUGUGUUUCUUCAUCCAGGUGGCGUGCAAAAGGAGUUUUUUCAGCUUUUGUUGGAGCAGCUGUACGAUCCCAUGUACGCGAUGUUCGUGUACAACAGCGACAACAAGUCCUAUUGGUUUAACCUUGGCUCUUUUGAGAACAAUCUACAAUACGAACUGUUCGGCACUCUGUUAGGCAUGGCCAUCUACAACCAUGUGAUUCUGGAUAUCCGGUUUCCGAUGGUGGUGUACCAAAAACUGCUUGCGGAGGACGUAGACGGGACGGCGAAAUUCUCGGUCGAUGACCUAUUGUUAAGGCCAGACUUUCUCAAACCUAUAGAUGCAAUCAAUCAAUCUACUAGAAGAAAUUCUUGAAAUGAUAUUUAAGAAAAAAGUCCAUAAGCAUAGAGGAAAUACAUAGACGAGAGAACAGUUGAAAUCUUCGAACUCGUUUUUCCCUGCUGGCCCAGUCAGUAUGAAUCAAAAAUGUUGAAAAGAUUACGGUUUUUUGCCGUCACUAGAACUAGAUCUAAUUCCCGAGGUGAGCCCUGAUCUUGGAAGAAGCCUUCUGCAGUUGCUCGAGUUCGAAGGCGAUGUUGCUGAGGUUUUUUGCCGCGACUUUGUUGCUAGCUACGAGAAUUUUGGCGCUGAAGUGCUGGUUUCACUGAAGCCCGGAGGAGAAACGAUACCGGUGACGAACGCGAAUAGGGAAGAGUUCGUGGAUGCCUAUGUUGACUGGUUCUUCAAUAGAUCUGUCUUCGACAAGUUCCGGUCGUUCAAGAAGGGCUUUCUGCGUUGCAUGCAAGGCGACGAGGAGUCGAGUAGAACAGCGCGCGGAAGCGGACCGAGCUUAGCUAGCCGUAAUAUUGUUUUUGAGUUCGCAGAAAUAUACUAGAGUGGUUGGGUAGUUGUCUCAAUUCAUGAUGUAUGUUGGAACUGCUGAGGGCAAGAAUGAUCAAUCGUGAUUGAGUAUUCCCUUUUGGCAUAAUGGUAUCUCGCUGUCCUCUGCAUUCAGCCCAUCAAGUAGCCUCCGAAAUUUUUCUCUGUCAGGUACGCGUUCGUUUUUUCUGUCCUUGUUUCGUCCUGCGGAGCUUGAACUUCUUAUUUGCGGCAGUGAGGUGCUUGACUUCGAGAGUUUGAAGAACAACACAGAUUACCAAGAUGGCUAUGAGAAGAGUUCUCAAACGGUUGAGUGGUUUUGGGACAUCGUGCUUAAUGAACUGAACGAAACCGAAAAGCGUGACCUCCUCUCUUUCUGCACCGGUUCCGCACGCGCACCGCCAAAGGGCUUGUCGGCACCAGAAGCGAAGCUCACGAUCGGCCGUCAAGGUCCAGAUUCCGAGGCGUUGCCUACCGCGCACACGUGCUUCAACCAUCUCUUGAUUCCAGAGUACGCGGACAGAGACAAACUGAAGACGAAAUUGAAGCUAGCAGUGGCAAAUAACCAGGGCUUUGGAUUGAUUUAAAAGUAGACGGAGGAAGAAGAACGCCUAAGCAUGCUCGUGGAGGAGAAGAUACGGAGGAGAUAAAACUCGACGUGAAGUCGUGGUCCUUAAACUUUAAGAAUUACCAUCUCAACAAGUCCAUCAUCGAGCCGUUUCAUUCCUGACGCUCAGAUCCAUCGGGAAAUGAGAUCCUGCGCUAGUGAAUUAUAAGCGUUCCGCUAGUGACGUGUGAGAUUCGCACUCUGAAUUUUUUCAAGGAAACCUCAAUGUUGGGAAUUUGACCGUGUCCACGCUUGUGAUGCGAUGAUACAAUCUGCCAAUUUAAUUACACUUCGUUGAGAAAGACCUUGAGUCUGUGAAACAACGAAAAAUACUGAUUUUGUGUCAACACUGGAGUCGAUUUUACGAGAGAGGACAUUCAUUGAUACAUGAUAGUCGGUGCUUCAUCAGUCCUGCCUUUGCUGUCUUUUCAU